UCUCAUAUUAUUUUAUUUUAUUUUGAUUUCCAUCCACUAUAUAAUAAAAUUUCUCAUUUUCUCUCUUUCGAACUCGAAUCGAUGUCUUUGCUUCCUUUUUUUGUCUUCUCACGAGUUAACAUUGUCGGACAAAAAAAUCAACUCUUCCAAAUUGCGAUAAAAUCGUCAAUUCCAGAAUUUCAAAAAGGCAUUAUAAAGUCAUCAUUAUAAUUAGGCCUGGGCAUUUUACCCAGAUCCGAAGACCCGAACCAUAACCGACCCGAAAAUACAGGUUCGGAUCCGGGUCCGGAUCCAUGCUAAGUAUCUAUUGGAUCUUUUUUUUUGGACCCGCGGGUCUCGGUUCUGGUCCGGGUCCUACCCGAGACCCGUUCGGAUAUCCGAAGUACCCGCAAAUAAUGGUAUAUUUUGGGUUUUCGGGUCUGAUUUUGGAUAAAUUUUUGGGUAUUUUUGCGGUUCUUCGGGUAUUUUUAAAGUUUUCGGGUUCAGUUCGGGUAUUUUAGAUCUAUUUCGGGUCCUAAAUACCCGAACCGACACGGAUCCGAAAUAUACCCAAAAAUUUUGGGUAUUUUACGGGUAUUGAAAUUAUAGACCCGAACCGAUCCGGACCCGACCAGACCCGAUCCGGAACCGACCCGAAAAGUUAUAGGUACCUAUAUGGGUCUAAAUUGCUAGGACCCGAAGGAUCCAGAUCCGACAAUACCCGACCCGAAUACCCGGAUGCCCAGGCCUAAUUAUAAUUUCUUUACAAGACUUUUGAAUAGAAACAAAUUUUUUUUUCCGUACUCACUAUAAGAAAAGUGAGGGUUAACGUAACGACGCAUGCAUUCGUUAUAAAUUCGUCAUAAUGAACUUUACAACGAAUUAACAAUGAAACACGACUCGUCGCUAAAUGCGCAUAGUAUUUAAUUGUUUUACUACACAUAGAAGAUAAAAAAAUGUCACUAUACAUAUUUUAAUUAUUUACCCAAUGACAUAAUUUAAUUCAUUUGACAUAUAAUAAAGCCAAGCUAAAUAUCUCGGUAAAAAAAUUCAAGCAAACUAGUAGUCUUUUUCAAAAUAGUAAUAAAAUAUUUAAGUUUUGACUAUAGAUACAUUAUUUCAUAUGAUCAACUACUUUCAACAAAUUUAAACCGAUAGUAAUUCUACAAAUUCAAUCAAUUAAAAUUUAUAAUUUAGCAUUACUAAAAAAUAAAAAUAAAUAAAAUUAUUAAAAGUUACAAAAAAAUCUUUUAAAAACGGAAAGAAUAUUAUUUAAUUUGUAGUGUAACUGGCAAUAAAAGAGAAAUUCAUAAAUUCUACAAGCUCUAACUUAUAACACAUUGUUUAAUUAGUCCAGAUACAAUCCCUUAUAUAUUAAAAUGCAAGUCGCUUGGCGAAUCAAAAAGUGACAUGUGGAAUAUGUAUAAAAAAAAUUAAUAAUGUCAAUACAAAAAAAAAAAUUCGAUUCCAAUUUUUCUCAACAUCCAAUAACUAAAUCCCUAAAAAAAAUCGGAUUAUCAAUACCACGUUCAGAAAAACCAUAAACACCACGUUCAAAAGUAUUGAUCAUGAUUCAAAACUGUUAAUUGUAUCUUCCAUAUAACCUUCCAUCUAUUAAUUUUACUCUUUGUUUGAUCUCCUUCUCUCCUACGUUAUCUCAUUCUUCUUCUCCAUAGAUUCAUUUUUUAAAAGGAAUUCAUAUUAAAAAGAUAAAAAAAAAAAUUUACAGAUUAAAAAAGAAGAAGAAAACAUAUAAAGACACAGAAAGGGGGACGCAUGAAAUGGAAAGCCAGCCAAGGUAAAAGAGAAAAUAACAAAAUAGUUUUAUAUUUAUCACUUCAUAUUCUUCGUUUUUUGGAUUGAGAUUUUUGACUGAUGCAAAAUAAAAAUGUUUAUGAUUACUCUUAAUUUAGUUCAGUUUCUUUCUAUUCUCAAUCAAUAAUCUCUUUUCUUUUUUGCAUAUUUUAGAUUAGAAAUAGCCCUUGAGUGUUUUCAGAACUUAUAUCUUCAAUAAAAGAAUAGCAAAUCAAAGCUUUGUCAUUAACAAAGAUAAAAAAAAAAUUACAACAAAAAUGGAGAUAAGAAAAUAUAUUUAAACUAGAUUUAUUUGAUUCCUUUAGUGUAUUGAGAAAAGAAAGAAACAAAUUUACGAUUGGGUGGAACUUAUUCGGCAAAUAAAACUUAGAAAUCCAAAAUUAGAACUUUUUUUAAAGGGUUAGUGAAACUAAAAAGAGUCAAACUCUUCAAUGCUCAAAUUAAAAUUGCAUCAUGUUAAAUUUCUUUUUAAUGAAAAUAUUCUCUCCUGACCUAAUUAAUUUUUUUUCUUUAGAUAUUGGAAAACUCAUAUGGUCAAAAAAAGAAAAAAGGUAAACUUAAAUAAAAAUAUGUCAAUAACAUACUCACAAUGGACUAAAUCAAAUCUCCAUUUGCUCGAAGGUGUUUAUUAUUUGUGUGGUGAUAAUUCAAAGAAAGAAAAUAUAUUUACCUUUUUCAUUAUAAUUUCUAUAAAUACAUUAUAUUUUUUAUAAAUAAAUAUUUACAUAAAAAUAAUAUCUGUGCAUAGCACGGGAGAUAAUACUAGUAUAGAAUAAUUCACGAGUUAUUGGCUAAUUCUUGAAAUUUGUUCAACCAAAUAAACCAUCUAGAAACGAAAACAACAAAGAUAUUACAUAUAUAUAACUUAAACAAGAUAACUGAAUGGUUACCCAUUGAUCUCUCUCUCACCUAAUAACAAUCUUAAGAUGUUACAAAUUCAAAAACGAAAAUAGAAAGAAAAAGGGAGAAAAGAAUCACAUCUUUGCCAAUUUACACACUCGUGCUUUGUCUAUUCUUGGUAGGUUUUGUUCUUCCCUCUUUCCGUUCUUACAAUUUCUUGUCUCUCACGGAACACACAGAAACAACAAAAAGAAAGAUUUCGCAGAGAUCAAAUCGAUUCCAUCACGUGUGUAACCGCAAUGCGCAAUUGGGAGAACCCGGUUAUGCUUGCGUGUAACACGGCUUCAAAGAAAAAUCUACCUUCUUGUAUUGUCUUCAUCAUCAUCUUCAUCACCUUGUUAUGUCCGGCCGUAAUGUCUCAAGUGGUUGUGCCAGGUUCAGACGCAGAUUGUCUCUUGAGAUUCAAAUAUACAUUAGCAAAUGGUUCGGUGUUUUUUAGUUGGGAUCCAUCAACAUCACCAUGUCAAGGAAAUGACGCAAAUUGGUUCGGUGUUCUUUGUAGCAACUACGUUUGGGGGUUACAACUCGAGGGACUUGAAUUAACCGGGAAACUAGACCUCGACCCAUUGGUUCCUAUGAAGAAUCUACGAACCAUAAGCUUCAUGAACAAUGAAUUCGAUGGACCAAUGCCUCAAGUUAAGAGGCUCACUUCGUUGAGAUCUUUGUAUUUGUCUAAUAACCGGUUUUCGGCGGAGAUACCCGCGCUUGCAUUUCAAGAUAUGUCUCAUUUGAAGAAGAUUUUGCUGGCUAAUAAUGCCUUCCGAGGAACAAUCCCUUCUUCUUUAGCUUCUUUGCCAAGGCUUGUAGAGGUGAGGCUAAAUGGUAAUCAAUUUCAAGGGCAGAUACCACAUUUCAACCAGAAGGAUCUUAAGUUAGCUAGCUUUGAGAACAAUGACCUUGCUGGACCGAUACCUGAAAGCCUCCAAAACAUGGAUCCAGGCUCUUUUGCAGGUAACAAAGAUUUGUGUGGUCCUCCCUUAAGUCCAUGUUCUAUUUCCCCUCCAGUAAUUCCUGUUGAUCCAAGGUCUCAUCCAAGUCCUCCUCUUAGUCCUCCACAGGGGAACAAGACCGGUUCAUUUAGCACUAUAGCGAUCAUUAUGAUUGUUCUUGGCAUACUACUAGUGAUCAUCGCACUUGUGUUCUGUUUCCUUCAGUCAAGAAGAAGAAGAAAUUUCUUGUCAGCUUAUUCUUCCUCUGGUAAGGAAAGUGUAGAGAGCUACACUUAUCAUGAACCAGUGGUUAGGACCAAUAAACCCGCGGAAUCUCUUGUGAAUCACGCAAGGAGAAGAUCAACGCCUGAUCCAGGAGGCAGGCUUCUAUUUGUGCGGGACAAUGUUCAAAGAUUUGGUCUUCAAGAUCUUCUUAAAGCUUCAGCUGAAGUUCUUGGUAGUGGAACGUUUGGUGCUUCAUACAAAGCAGCAAUAUCUAGCGGACAAACAUUGGUCGUGAAGAGGUAUAAACAUAUGAACAAUGUCGGAAGAAAUGAGUUUCAUGAGCAUAUGAGAAGGCUAGGGAGGUUAAACCAUCCGAAUCUAUUGCCUCUCGUCGCUUACUAUUACCGGAGAGAAGAGAAGCUUUUAGUCACUCAGUUUAUGUCUAAUAAUAGCUUGGCAAGCCAUCUUCAUACUAAUCAUUCAGCGGAUCAACCUAGUUUGGAUUGGAUCACACGUCUAAAGAUCAUAAAAGGAGUAGCAAAGGGUUUAUAUUACUUGUUCAACGAGUUACCAACAUUAACUAUCCCUCACGGUCAUAUAAAGUCAUCAAACGUGGUUUUAGAUGAAUCACUCGAGCCGUUGCUAACAGAUUACGCUCUAAGACCAGUGAUGGGCUCAGAGCACGCGCACAACUUCAUGACUGCAUACAAAACACCAGAGUAUGGACCGGCAAAAGAACAAGUCUUGACAAAGAAGACAGAUGUUUGGUGUCUCGGUGUGUUGAUAUUAGAGGUUUUGACAGGGAGAUUCCCUGAGAAUUAUUUGUCGCAAGGUUAUGAUCCAAACAUGAGUCUUGUGACUUGGGUUAGUGACAUGGUUAAGGAGAAGAAAACAGGUGACGUGUUUGACAAGGAAAUGGAAGGGAAGAAGAAUUGUAAAGGGGAAAUGAUUAAUUUGUUGAAAAUAGGGUUGAGAUGUUGUGAAGAGAAAGAAGAGAGGAGGAUGGAGAUGAGAGAAGCUGUGGAGAUGAUUGAGAUGUUGAGAGAAGGAGAAUCUGAUGAUGAGUUUGGUUCCAUGGAUCAACGAGUGAGUAAUGAUUUAUAUUCUUCAAUGUUGUGGGACGAUGAUGACUCGUUGAAUCGAUGAGUUAUUCGGAUUUUCAGUCAUUUCUUUCUAGGAAUCAUUUGAACAUGUAUAAAAGUGCCGUGGUGGCUUUACCCGAGAGAAGAAAGAAGAACAUGUGAUGGAUUGUUCUUCUUUCUAUUGUUAGUGCAGAUCAUUAAGAAAAAUGUAUGAGCAGUUUAUGGACCAACAAAUAUGUAUAUAGUUUGUAUCUGUAUAUCCCCAUCGUUGUCAGCUUUAGUUCUUCACCAUAACCUGGACUUUUAUAGCAUUAUCAUCAGCUUUAGUGCUUGUUCUUUGGUCCUAGCAAUUAGCAUUUGUGGAGUGAUCUUUCUUUCUCUCAUAAGGUAGAUUUUUACAACUCUUUGAGAAAGAUGAGAUGUGUAUUAGAAACUUUUAAAAUAUUUAUGUAAAAAUGGUUUUGAAUUCACUACAAGAAAAAUGGCUUUUAUUAGCGGACGAAAACCGCUAUCUAUCAAUACGAAAGCGGUUUAUGAAGCGUUGUAUCAUCGCCCGUCAUAAUAGGUCAAGCACUUUAGAUAGCGAUUUUUUGCGAUGCUAUCUUAUUGUCAUAUAUUAUAGUAUUUUUUUAUGCAAUUAAAGAGUCUUUAAUAGCAUGAAUUUUUUGUUAUUAUUUACAUUAAAAUUUAUUUAUUUUAGAAUUAUUUAUUUCAAAAUUAUUUAUUUUAGAAUUAUUUUUUAUUUAAUUAUUUUAAAAUAAAAACUUAAUUAAAAUUUAAAAUUAUUCAUAGAAUCAAAUUUUCUUUAUUACUUAAAAUUAUCUAUAAUUAAAUUGGUUUACAAAAAUACAAAAAAAAAUCUAAUUAAAUAAUAAACCAACAAACUAAAUAAACCAAAAACUAAACCAGGCUUUAACCUAAUUACUAACUAAACACACCACCACUUUGUUGUCUUCUUCAUCUACCGGCCGCACCACCACCUUCGUCUUCGUGUUUUUCCAUGACCUUCAUCAGUAUCCAGCCAUGAUUCUUCUACUUCAUCUUGGGAUUUGAGAGGCAAGUUGCAGUGAGGAGGCAAACGUCACAUCCAUCUAGACCUAAUCUCGCCGCCUCCUCACCAACUUGCCGUCAGCUUCCUCUUCCUGAAUCUGAAGCCGUCAUCUUCCUCCUCCAGCCGCCAUACCUGCCUUGCCUUGCUUCCUCCAUCCCUAAAACAAACAAUACAGUUCAAAACAGAGAGAGAGAGAGAGAGAGAGAGAGAGAGAGAGAGAGAGAGAGAGAGAGAGAGAGAGAGAGAGAGAGAGAGAGAGAGAGAGAGAGAGAGAGAGAGAGAGAGAG
Messenger RNA from Brassica napus (rape), 6268 nucleotides. Its product is annotated as pollen receptor-like kinase 5. Bases 2934 to 4994 code for a protein of 686 amino acids. The transcript is spliced from 3 exons. NCBI's taxonomy places the organism in Eukaryota, Viridiplantae, Streptophyta, Magnoliopsida, Brassicales, Brassicaceae. Gene Ontology annotation, molecular function: ATP binding; protein binding; protein kinase activity. The record is from RefSeq and is a predicted model, not a curated record. Gene Ontology annotation, biological process: protein phosphorylation.